GACGUCACAAUAUCAUGACGUCAACAGACAUUUAACGUCACAAUAACAUUGCCACCGGACGGCCACUCUCCUGAUUCAUUUGUCGGACCACAGUUAUUGGGAUCCAAAAACUAGGAACUUCUCUGUCAGGCUCACACUCGUCAGUCAACGAGCACGCGGGUUGUGAGAGACAUGGGUUAGAGAGACAAGAUGGGAUGUACAAGCAGUGCUGGAGCAGUCUCCCCAACCCCCGGGGGUAAGGACAAUCAGCGGGAGAAGCAGGAAGAAAAGAAACCUCACCCUUAUCCAUCCCCAGGGUCGAAGUCUGCUACCCCCAGGAGCAGGAAGGGUACAAUGGAGACCGCUGGAAACCAUGUUAAGGUAGAGAUUGAAGAGGUUACCAAUGAAACAGUGGCCAGUCUGAGGGAGAUGCCCCCUAGCUACCCUCCACCGGAACCACCGUCCUACAGCAAGGGGCUCUACCUCAGGGGCGUGAACUUCACCAAGACGGACCGGCUGGCUAGCAGGGUUCCUAAAGACGUCCUUAAUUCCUACGAUCAACUCGUCAAGUACCUCUCACAGGAAUCCACGGAGGACCUCUUCAAGGUCAGGGCGAUACUCGUCUGGCUCGUCCGCGCCUACGUACAACCUCUGCAGAAUAUCACGGGCCAAGGUCAAACUAAAGCCAGCGGCCAAGGUCAUAUUUCUACCCAAGGUCACAACCAAACUAAAGUCAGUAAUCAAGGUCAAGAUACAAUUGUAGACAGUGCUAAUAUGCAUUCGGACAACGAUGGCAAUGUGGAGGAAAAUGUUAACAUGAACGGUUUACUCAAUUGCCGUCAUCGCCCGAAAGAAUCGAUUGAUCAUUUUCCUGGAUUAGACCUUGACCUUGUUCAUAAAGGUCAGGUUGACCUGGCUAUCAUGUUUGCGUUCUGUUGCAGAAAAGCGGGUAUCAAGUGCGUUGUAAUCCGAGGCCAGUGCAAGCCAGACUGGUAUGAGGUGAAUGGGAACAUGCGUCCCAGGGGUGUCUGGAACUCCGUGUACCUGAACGGGGUGUGGCGGUUGAUCCACCCACACUGGAGCAUCAUCCACACCACAGUGGAGGCAUCACGAGUGAAAGAUGAGAUAGUGAUGGAGAACCCCACACUGAAAUAUGCGUUUGAUGAUUAUUACUUCCUUACAAAUCCUGAAGAACUUAUAACAAGUUGUCUGCCAGAUAACCCGAAAUGGCAGCUUUUGAAGAAGCCAGUUCCCAGUGGUCGGUUUCAGCUGAUGCCAUACUUCACCAGGCAUUUCUUUAAACUGGGUCUCAGCUUGUCCAAGGACAAAGACGGCAUCCUGAAAACAUCCCAAGGUAAAGCUAGAGUCGAUAUAGACUUCCCCGAAGGAAACCAGCCUCAGCUGUACUAUCACAUAGCAGAGAAGGAGAUUCCUUCAGCUGAGUCCGUUGUCAUGGAUACAGAUUCACUCAGGAGAUGUGUGUUUAUGUUCAAGAUGGAGUCCACAUAUUCAUUCCGCUUGUGUUUCAAGAAGCGAGGAGUGUACAAUCUAAGGAUUUAUGGCGGUCAUGUGAAACACGUGGAUACCGAGGUUGAUCGAGCACCUUUACUAUGUCAGCUCCAGGUUGACUGUGAGGAACCGGCUCCAACAUGGCUACCCACACCCCUCUCUCCUGCCAUUGGGUGGGGACAAAGUGAACUCGGCGUCAAGAUUGGGGUGAUUCCAAUAUCUCACAAAGGGGGAAUAGCAUGUACGAAUGAGCAUCGUAAAGUCAAUUUCAUGUUCAAGAUAGCGCCAACUGCAGAGCUCCAAGCGAAUCUGAUAUCUUCCAAGACUUCGAAUCCAGUACCAGUCCCUGAUUUUGUUCACAAAGACAACAAAGCAAUAUUGUUGGUGGUUCUACCAAGUGGCGAGGAACUCUGCUUGAGAGUCAACGCUAGGUCCAAAAAGGAAAACGGAAAGGGUUUUGUCAACGUGUGCAAUUUCAUUGUGAAAGGUCAACCGGUGCCUUUGCAGAAGGAGCGAGCCCGAGACCGACGCCUGAAGAACAUGCUUGAGGCGGCCAUGAGAUCCGGGACGGAAGGUCAGCUGGUCAAGGCGAUGAACGAGUACACCAUGUUCGUCCACGCAGACACCGGGGAGCUGGACAGGGCGGAGGACAUACUAGCGUACCUCAGGCUAAAGACCAAUCUGCUUGAUGCCAUACAGAGGGACUUCGUCCCAAACCUUGAGAUGACCAUAUACGAUGCCGAGACUUCCAAACACGUUGAGGAGCUUAAGAGUUACAUCCGGGUGGCUAAGGCUCAUCUCCAUCAUCUACAACGCACUGCGACCUACAGAAACCACGUGCUCACUCUCAACCAAUCACUGUUGCUGGAGAUAAGGGGCUACAUGGAGCCAAGUCCCAUCAUAUAUGACGUCAUGGUGGCAGUCCUUCUACUUCUGGGCGAGAGAAGAUCAAAUCUAUACGAAUGGAAGUAUAUCCGUAGCACCCUCAGCCGGACAGGUAAGGCCAGCAUCCUGAACUGUAUAGAGAGGUUCCACCCGGAACGGGUGAGCCACGACCGGCUUACGGAAGCAGAUGCCAUCUUGUCCAAGCAUUCCCUGGACCAGGUCUGGGAGGCUAGUGCGGGAGCGGCGGUCAUACAUAGAUGGGCCAAAGACGUAAUUGGGAAGAUCAAGUGGGGCGACUCGGCACAGCCUGGGGUAGAUCCAAACAAUGUCGACCAUGCUGAUCUCGAGAAUUCUGGUAAAAGUCUAGAAGGUGAUUCAAACGUUGCGACGGCAACUGAGUUUGUUGAUUUUACAAGCUCGAGUUAUACAGUAAACGGAGUCGGUGGAGGAAACGAUAGCCAAGCUCAGGGUCAUUCUGGGGAUGAGGCUGUAGGUUCCAAUGAUGGGGAUAACAGUCGCUCUCUGCAAUACCAGACAAAGUCAAGGUCAAGAACGUCCACAAGAAGUGAAAGGUCAAAGUCAGAUACGGACCAGGAUGAUUUUGCCUCGGCAAGGAACAUUUCGACUGAGUUUGUUGAUUUUACAAGCUCGAGUUCUACAGGAAACAGAGUUGGUGGUGAAGAUGAACACCAAGAUCAGAGUCAUUCUGAGGGUGAGGCUGUAGGUUCCAAUGAUGUUGUUGAUGAUGGCGAUGAUGUUGCGGCGGCAAGUGAGAUUGUAUACGAUCUUUUUUUUGAUUUUACUCGUGCGAGUUCUACAGGAAACCAAGUCCUUGGUGAACACGAAAGCCAAGAUCAGGGUCAUUCCGAAGAUGAAGCUGUAGCUUUCAAUGAUGGGGAUAACAAAGACUCUUGUUCUCGAUGUCAGCCACCGCACAGAAAUGGUUUCCUUUUUCUGUGUGGGCAAUGUCGUAAAGUAGAUCAGUUUUAGAGUUAAAAAAUUAUUAUUUCAUAUCCAGAACUAGAUUUCAUAUGUAAAUAAUCAUCUGAUAAUUAUAGGUUCUUGUUUACGAAAAUAGUUACAGGGGAAUGCAUACCAGCAGUCAAACGAAUUGCUUCCUCAUUGCCUUUGAGUUCCAGUGUGUGUAUGCGUGUGCGUGCGUGCUUGCGUGCGUGCGUGCGUGCGUGCGUGCCAGCGUGCGUGCGUGUGUCUGUGUCUGUGUGUUGUGUGGCCAGGAUGUUGCUUAGUGCAGUUAAUCACAUUCUCAUGUUUAAUAUAGUUCAUGUUUAGC
Haliotis rufescens (red abalone) is the source of this 3664-nucleotide messenger RNA. RefSeq lists its product as uncharacterized. Lineage: Eukaryota; Metazoa; Mollusca; Gastropoda; Lepetellida; Haliotidae. The record is from RefSeq and is a predicted model, not a curated record. The transcript has 9 exons. The coding region runs from base 190 to 3363 and encodes 1057 amino acids.